AUGGUGCAAAGUAAGACAGGAAUUGCCCCUUGUGGGAAGAAAGAGGCAACAAUUGCAAGAUUAGAACUUCUUGGUGCCACCAUAUCUGCUCGUCUUUCCAUUGAGAUCGGAAAGGAGUUUAAAAUCGACGAUGUAUAUUUUUGGACAGACUCCACCACAGUGUUGAAAAGAGAAGAAACGUGGGGUGUAUUCGUGCAGAACCGUGUUCAAGAAAUUAGGAAACUGACACCAGUUCAAGCAUGGAGACAUAUACCUGGAUCCUUGAAUCCCACUGAUCGGCCAAGUAGAGGUUGUUCAGCUAUCACUCGUUUUCCGUUUAUAUGCACCCCCUAA
Messenger RNA from Parasteatoda tepidariorum (common house spider), 333 nucleotides. RefSeq lists its product as uncharacterized. The record is from RefSeq and is a predicted model, not a curated record. Lineage: Eukaryota; Metazoa; Arthropoda; Arachnida; Araneae; Theridiidae.